This is a messenger RNA of Triticum urartu, 810 nucleotides long. Its product is annotated as protein SODIUM POTASSIUM ROOT DEFECTIVE 2. Lineage: Eukaryota; Viridiplantae; Streptophyta; Magnoliopsida; Poales; Poaceae. Gene Ontology annotation, molecular function: metal ion binding. The record is from RefSeq and is a predicted model, not a curated record.
AUCCCUUUGCCUCAUUCCAAGCGCUUGGCUUUGCUUUGGUAGGUCUGCUCGCUCACCAGCUUGUCUCUUCUUCCUCGUCGCCUUAAAAGGGCCUCUGCGCUUUGCAGUGCGCUUUUCACUUCAGAGCCUCACUUCUCGAGACUUCGGAGAGAAGCCGUGGUGAGAUAGAGAUAGAGAUAGAGGGAGGAGAGGAUGGGGAGGAAGCUAGGGCUGGAGAGGGUGCUGGACUGCUUCUCGCUCUCGGUGUGCGCCAACGCCUGCGUCUGCGUGCACGCGGUGGAGGACGAGGACGAGGAGAACGAGGGGAAGGCCCUGGUGAGCGCGCAGCUGGACGAGCUGCACAAGCUCAAGGACUUCGGCGGUGGGGCUAAGACUCUUGCCUUCCAUCUGGAGCCAAAGACAGUGGAGCUGAGGGUGUCCAUGCACUGCUACGGAUGCGCCAGGAAAGUUCAGAAGCACAUCUCCAAGAUGGAAGGUGUGUCGUCGUUUGAGGUGGAUUUGGAGAACAAGAAGGUGGUGGUGACGGGGGACGUGACGCCCUAUGAGGUGCUGCAGAGCGUCUCCAAGGUGAUGAAGUUUGCGGAGCUGUUGGUGGCCCCCAAGUCCCCGGCUCCGAGUAGAUAGACGAUGAUGAUGAUAAGCUGAUAGGGUGGGUGUGACACAUUUCACUGAUGAUAAAACCAAAUAUAUAUGCCAUGAUUGUCACGCAUGGCACGCGUACGUGGCAGCACACGCAAGCAUGGCAAGGAAGAAACUAUUUGGAAGAUUGUAACUAGGAGAUCAAGGAAAAAGAGGGUGGUUUGGGUCUAA